Molecule: messenger RNA, 2694 nt
Organism: Bombina bombina (fire-bellied toad)
Lineage: Eukaryota; Metazoa; Chordata; Amphibia; Anura; Bombinatoridae
Gene: RAD54L
Product: RAD54 like
Exons: 18
Coding region: 155-2383 (742 amino acids)
Biological process (GO): reciprocal meiotic recombination; double-strand break repair via synthesis-dependent strand annealing
Cellular component (GO): nucleus
Molecular function (GO): ATP binding; hydrolase activity, acting on acid anhydrides; ATP-dependent chromatin remodeler activity
Source: RefSeq, a predicted model, not a curated record
CCGGGAACCUUGAAUAUGGAGUUGGUGCUAAAUGUCUGAUGGCAGCGGAAGCCGCCGGGCCCUUGCCUAGAGACAUGUUACUGCUCAUCGGGGUUGUGUGCGGCUUGAGUUACCAUGGUGAGACCUGUGUGUGACAGAACCAGCAUCAGUGACCAUGAGAAGGAGUUUAGCUCCCAGUCAACUGGGAAAAAGAAAGCCGGGUAGCUCAUCUGAAGACGAGGAAUGGCGUGACGAUACAGUCCCAAAAAGAAAACGUUCUGCCACUGACCAGGACAGUCGCGACAGCUGGAUCUCACCUUUCCGUAAACCAUUGGCGCAGCUGACAAAUCGUCCAUUGUGCCUUGAUAGCCGCCAACAUGAAGCCUUUAUCCGUAGCAUAUUGUCGAAGCCUUUUAAAGUACCAAUUCCAAAUUACAAAGGAGGUUUGGGCUUGCGAGCUUUGGGCAUUAAGAAAGCUGGCGUAAGGAGAGCACUUCAUGAUCCCUUUGAAGAGGCUGCUUUGGUCCUGUAUGAGCCUCCUCUGCUAAGUGCCCACGAUCAGCUUAAAGUUGACAAGGAUAAAGUUCCAGUACAUGUUGUGGUUGAUCCUGUCCUUGUAAAGGUUCUGAGACCACAUCAGAGAGAGGGUGUGAAGUUCCUUUGGGAUUGUGUGACUGGAAGACGUAUUGAUGGGAGUCAUGGCUGCAUCAUGGCAGAUGAAAUGGGAUUAGGAAAGACCCUACAAUGCAUUAGCCUCAUGUGGACAUUACUCAAACAAAGUCCAGAUGCCAAACCUGAAAUUGAAAAGGCUGUUGUAGUUUGCCCCUCCAGUCUUGUGAAGAACUGGUAUAAUGAGGUUGGCAAAUGGCUGGGAGGACGGAUACAGCCACUGGCCAUUGAUGGAGGCUCCAAAGAGGAGAUAGACAGGAAACUAGCGGGGUUUAUGAACCAGCACGGGACACGGGUCCCCUCGCCAAUCCUAAUUAUUUCGUAUGAGACGUUCCGUCUGCACGCUGAGGUGCUGCACAAGGGCAGUGUGGGAUUGGUCAUCUGUGACGAGGGCCACAGACUAAAGAACUCUGAAAAUCAAACUUACCAAGCACUGAACAGCCUGAACACAGCGCGACGUGUCCUUAUCUCUGGGACACCUAUUCAGAAUGACCUUCUGGAGUACUUCAGCCUUGUUCACUUUGUCAAUGCUGGGAUUCUAGGGACCGCACAAGAGUUUAAGAAACGUUUUGAAAUCCCCAUCUUGAAAGGAAGAGAUGCUGAUGCCAGCCCGGCAGACCGGCAGAAGGGAGAGGAAAAGCUGAAAGAGCUGAUUAGUGUUGUAAACAGGUGUCUUAUCAGAAGAACCUCAGACAUUCUGUCCAAGUACCUUCCAGUGAAGAUUGAACAGGUGGUUUGCUGCAGGUUAACUCCUCUCCAGUCCGAGCUCUACAAACUGUUCUUAAAACAAGCAAAGCCUGUAGAGGAACUGAGCGGGGGGAAAAUGAGCGUGUCUUCACUGUCCUCUAUCACAUCUUUAAAAAAACUUUGCAAUCAUCCUGCGCUGAUUUAUGAUAAAUGUGUAGAAGAGGAGGAAGGAUUCCAAGGAGCAGUAAAUUUAUUCCCCCCUGGGUAUAGCACUAAAGCUGUGGAGCCGCAGUUAUCCGGGAAAAUGUUGGUUCUGGAUUAUAUCCUGGCUGUCACCAGAAGCACAAGCAAUGACAAGGUUGUCCUUGUGUCCAAUUACACCCAGACGCUGGAUUUAUUUGAGAAGCUCUGCAGGACUAGGAGGUAUCUGUAUGUGCGUCUCGAUGGGACCAUGUCAAUAAAGAAGAGAGCGAAGGUAGUGGAACGCUUCAACAGCCCCUCAAGCCCAGAGUUUGUGUUUAUGCUGAGCAGCAAAGCGGGCGGCUGUGGCCUCAACCUGAUAGGUGCAAACAGACUGGUAAUGUUUGAUCCUGAUUGGAACCCUGCAAAUGAUGAACAGGCGAUGGCUCGUGUGUGGAGAGACGGGCAGAAGAAGACCUGUUUUAUCUACAGGCUUCUCUCGACCGGCACCAUAGAAGAGAAGAUCUUCCAGCGUCAGACUCACAAGAAAGCCCUGAGCAGCUGUGUGGUAGAUGAGGAGCAGGACGUGGAGCGACACUUCUCUAUAGGGGAACUAAAGGAACUCUUUACGCUGAAUGAGGAUACGACCAGUGACACCCAUGACAAGUUCAAGUGUCGCCGCUGUGUGAAUGGACAUCAAGUCAGACCGCCACCUGAUGGGACAGACUGCACAUCCAACCUCUCACAGUGGAAUCACUGCGCAAAUAAGCGAGGGCUGCAGGACCCAGUUCUGUUGGCAGCUUGGGAUGCUGCUGUUUCAUUUACAUUUCAUCACCGUUCCCAUGAGGAGCAGAGGGGCAUCAUCUAGUCACAAAGAGCAAGGGCAGAUACAGUGACUGGAGCUGCCCACAAUCUAUCCUUCUGCUACAAACUUGUGUUGUUGUGGUUAUGAAGGAGUUAAUAAGGCUGAAUUACUUUUUUUUUAUUUAUUAAAUAAAACAAACAAACAAACAUGGCUCUGUAUAGAGUAUGAGACAAAAGGAAGAUGCAAAACUUUCUCAGUGAUGUUUAUACGGACUCUGUAAUUUUGUCUCUAUGAUACAAAUGGUAGAGUUGGAGUUUAGGAGGUAACAGGUUAUUUCUGUAUAUUCUGGCUCAUUAAAGUGAAUGUCUUAUUUA